Microstroma glucosiphilum is the source of this 3860-nucleotide messenger RNA. Its product is annotated as CBF-domain-containing protein. Lineage: Eukaryota; Fungi; Basidiomycota; Exobasidiomycetes; Microstromatales; Microstromataceae. Gene Ontology annotation, cellular component: nucleus. The transcript is spliced from 2 exons. Bases 30 to 3692 code for a protein of 1220 amino acids. The record is from RefSeq and is a predicted model, not a curated record.
CCCACUUUUUGACCUUGCGGGCACAGGACAUGGCCAUGGCACACCCUCGAGCACCUCUUCCCCUCGGCCUCUGUACCAUCCUUGCUCGCCUCAAAGACGUCGAGACAAUGGCGAGAGACUUCAGGCCAAAGGACAAGAACAAGGUCUCAAGACCCCACAAGGGCGCCAGCGCCGCACCAGCACCUACUCGUACCCCCUCCGCCCGCGCCUCUGCCACUCCCGCCGCCUUUUCCCAGGCGUCUGCGACAAAGUCCAGCCCUCGUCCUGCCAGUGGCUUCGACAAGGCUGAGUCCGACAUCGAUGAAGACGAAGAGGGCAACGAGGACGAUCUCAGAGAGGCGAUCGCAGCCCUGGGAGGGGAGCAAGGAGACCUUGAUCUCAUCUCAGCCAAGGCUCUCAAGGGUAAAGGCAAGGGAAAGCAAAGAGCAGAGGAUGAGGCAGACGAUCCAAAUCUCGGCAAUGAGCUUCGAGCAUUCAUGAAGGGCCUCAAGUUCGACAUCCAGGCGCCUUCACAAGUGAAGUCGGAAAGAUCUGCCAAGGCGGCCAGGGAGGUGCCUACUUUGACCCAAGACCCCUCGAUCAUCGAAGAGAAAGCCAAGUCGGCUUCAGCAUCGAAUGAUCAAGAGCAGAAGCCGAAGAAAGACAGGAGACCCGAAAAAAUUGGCCAAACAGAUGGGGAAAGAGCAGCAGCUCGAGCCAAGAAGGAGCGAGAAGACAAGUUGGAUGCCAUUGCGUCCAAAGCAAGCCGCGCUGCCGAAGUGCAAUCGUUGCCUACUUCCUCUACAGUCCGCAAGGGAGGGCACCUUCUCCUUGACCCACUGCCCGAUUGGAUGAAUGUUGCCUUGGAGCCUCUGCCUGCUGCUUCUCCGUAUUCGAAUCACGGCAUCCUGCUACCGCAUGACCGUCUCUUGUCGCUUCUCUCUCAAGGCGCUGCUCUUCUGGAUACUGACAACAAAGCAUAUCACACAUUGCUCAACUCUGGUUCGUCGGCAAAGAUGACUUCUUUGGGCGGUCUGACGCCAAGUGAUGCCAAAUUGAUCGCCUCCCUGCUAGGGAACACGACGUCGUCAUCAAACAGCACCGCUGUCGGCGGUGGAACACUGUCUGACAGGAUUGCUGCACACGCUCUGCUCCUUGGGUCGUCUCCGCACCAUAAUCUUCGCUCUCUUGACGCUCUCGUGAGUAUGGCAUCCAAGAAGAGCCGGGAAGAGAGCGGGCGGGCGACAAGGGCCUUGGCAGACUGGUUCGCUGGAGCUGGACUUGGCAAAGGUCGCAAGUUGAGAUAUCUACGAGACCAACCACAUCUUGCGACGACAGCGGAAGCUCCCGAAGGAACAGCGAGAGAUCAACGUUUGGCCUUAUAUGCCUAUGAAGAUCGCCUGAAGAAAACUUACUUCGCCUUUCUUCAGGCCUUGGAGACGCAGUCGCACGAUACUUUGGCCUUCGUGCGUCAGCAAGCCGUCACGCAAAUCUACCUACUUCUCCGCGAGAAGAGCGAACAGGAGCAAAAUCUUCUACGGCUCCUCGUCAACAAGUUGGGUGACGGCGAGCGAUCAGUGGCCAGCAAAGCGACGAACUCUCUGCUCGAGUUGCUGAACACACAUCCCGCCAUGAAGUCAAUCGUCGCACGCGAGAUAGGCGAGCUGAUCCGCAAGCCCACUAGAUCUACCGGCCGAGCGGAUAAUGAAACGACAAAGAAGCACCACAGUCAUGCCAAGUACUACGGUGUGCUGGCUCUCAAUCAAAUCGUUCUGACAAGGCAGGACGCAGCAGUCGCUACUCCACUGGUCCACCUUUACUUUGAAUUGUUUGAAGACGGCCUUGGCCGCCUGAGUCAGGCAGUAGAGGGCGAUCAGGUUGGAGAGGCCGCGCCAAGUGCCGCUCUCAGCGGCAAGAAGAACAAGAAUCGUUGGAGAGAUAACAAGAGCAAGAGUCAAGGCAAAGGCAAGGGAAAGAUGAGCACUACCACAAGCACCGAAACCUCCAGGGUGCAAGACGCGGACAGUAAGAUGAUGGCGGCAAUCCUCACCGGUGUUCGUCGGGCUUUCCCAUUUGCUGAUCUCGACUUUGGCGCAUUCGACAAGCACCUGAGUACGCUUUUCCGUAUCACCCAUUCUGCCUCCUUCAACAUCGCCGUCCAGGCUCUUCAGCUCAUCCACGUGAUUGCGACGUCUUCAACAAGUUCAUCCCAGCACAUCUUGGAUCGCUUCCAUUCGACCCUGUACUCUUCGAUGUUGGACCCCCGAUUGGCUAGUACGAGCAAAUCAGCGAUGUACCUCAAUCUCUGCUUUAAGGCUAUACGUGAAGACAUUGACGAGUCGAGGAGAGCGGCCGAAGUCAAGCGCCUACUGCAAAUCCUUGGACAGAUGGAUGUCGAGUUCGUAUGUGGUGCCCUGUUCCUUGUUGCCGAGCUCCUUAGAGCUCAACCGCGGCUUCGCAGGUUGUUGACCGACCCUGAGGAUGAUGACGAGGUGGCGGUCGCCAAUCCGCCUGAUGAAGAGGAAGUCGGUCCACAAGCCAGCAAUCUUACUGAGACGCAGAAUGGGCCGGGUCUGGUCGGCCCAGCUUCACACCGUUACGAUCCCUUCAAACGUGAUCCGCGGUAUGCCAAUGCCCAGGAUACCUGUCUUUGGGACCUCGUACCCCUUCUCGGGCAUUUCCACCCGACGGUCAAACUGCUAGCUCAUCAGCUGCUCACCAACGAAGCACUGACAACUGCGCCUGAUCUGAGCCUCUACUCGCUGUCUCACUUCUUGGACAGAUUCGUAUACCGAAAUCCCAAGAAGAGGAGCACUCUCCAAAAGGGGGCUAGUGGCAUGCAACCCGCCAUCGCUGCCGGAGGCGGCAUCGAAGGCGGAAUCAGAAGGAUCAAAGGAUGGGGCGGAACAGGAGAAGAAGUCAAUACGCCCAGAUUCUGGAAACAGAAUGUGCAAGACGUAGCUGUUGACUCCCUCUUCUUCCACAAAUACUUCAAUCUGAGAGAGGCGAGGCCGAGCGAAGGUGGCGCAAAAGGCACGAAGAUGAGAGGAGACCAAGACGUUGAGAGUGAGGAUGAAGAAGCAAGUGAGGCCAGCUAUGUCGGCAGCGAUGUCUCUCUUGCCUCUGACGAAGUGGACGAAGCUCUUCGGGACGGAAGAGCUGAAGGCGACAGCGGCAGUGAAGCAGACUCCAGCGACCUUCGCGAGGGCGAGAUCUGGUCUGCGAUGAAGAGAACGAUGCCUAAAGAGGUCGGAGAUGAAAGUCUCUUUGCGGCUAGUGACGGUGACGAUGAAGACGACGAAGACCUCGCCGUGUACGACUACACCGAGAGCGAAGAGGACACGGGGCAAGACGAGGAUGGCGACGACGAAGUUGACGGUGUGGCCGGAAGGGAUCAGGACGAUGACAGCGACGAUGAAGAGGCGUCUAUGUUCGAAGAGGACGAGGAUGAUCUACUGCCCUUUGCGGAUUUCGGCAGCGAAGCUUCUGACGAUUCAGACGAUGCAGACACGCGCAUUGUAACCCCCGCGCCUGGAAAAAGCAAAAAGCGAGAUCGCCUCGAGAGCGCAGACCAAGAGAGCAAUCAGCCGAAGAGCAAGAGCCAGCUGGCGAGACAUGAGAGGAAGAAGCGCAAGGCUACAUCAGCAUUCGCCAGUGCAGAGGAUUAUGCUGCUCUUAUCACGCAGGGGGAGGCAGACGAGGGAGAGGUCUAGUUGGCCCAUUGAUGUGUACACUCAAUACAAAGACCUUCAAUAUCUCGUUGCGCUGAAAUUAUCAGGCAAUAUCGCCCAAAGCUACAAGUCAGAAGUCGUCUAGUAGUGCUUUGUUCAUGGUAUAAUUUAUUCCGUCGCAUCAGAUGAAGAAAUUGACAGGUUGCAAUA